Messenger RNA from Spinacia oleracea (spinach), 3454 nucleotides. RefSeq names its product multiple C2 domain and transmembrane region protein 5. The transcript has 3 exons. The record is from RefSeq and is a predicted model, not a curated record. Bases 403 to 3390 code for a protein of 995 amino acids. Lineage: Eukaryota; Viridiplantae; Streptophyta; Magnoliopsida; Caryophyllales; Amaranthaceae.
ACACAAAAAACACAAACAACAAAGAACAAGUCUCCGACGACUCUGUUUUUCUCUCUCUAAAAACACAUACAUUUCUCACUCUCUCUUUCCUCCAAAUUACGUGAUUACCUUCUCUAACUUUCUUCUUCUCGUUCAGACGACUUCUUCAAACUCUCAAUUUUUAUUUAUUUAUUUUUGAUGAAUCAAGGAGUUUUUUGAGUUACAACUUCAUCAAAGUGUCAUAUACAGAAUACAGGAAGAAGAAUUCAAGGGUUUAUUCUGUUUGUAACUAUAUCAAUGCAACAGUAAUUGAACUCGUAUCUUCAUGUACAUUACUAAUUGUUGAACUCUAUUUCAAGCAUCUUGAGGAGGAAAAGAGAAUAAUCUGAUACAAUUCUUUUUGGAAAAAAAAAGGUUGAUAUUAUGAACAAUAGUUAUAAGUUAGGGGUAGAAGUGACAGCAGCACACGAUCUUGUACCUAGAGACGGUGAAGGUUCAUCGAGUGCCUAUGUAGAGCUCAAGUUUGAUGAUCAGAUAUUUCGUACUAGCACCAAAGAAAAGGACCUAAACCCCUUUUGGAACGAAACCUUUUAUUUCAACAUAUCGAAUCCAAACAAUCUUCCCAAUCUUACCCUUGAAGCCUUUGUCUACAGCUACAAUCAAUCAACCAACUCUAAGGUUUUCCUUGGUAAAGUCUGCAUCAAUGGAUCAUCCUUUGUGACUCACUCAGAAGCUUCUGAAUUUUAUUUUCCUUUGGAGAAACGACAUAUUUUCUCUCGUGUUAAAGGAGAACUUGGCUUGAAAGUCUUUAUCACUGAUGAUCCAUCCAUCAGACUAUCCAUGCCACCUCCUCCAAUGGAAUCAGAUCAUUUUCCAUUUUCUGAAGGUGGAAAUGAAAUCCCAAGAUCAUCUUCUAGGGAAACAAAGUCAAACUCAAGGCACACUUUCUGGAAUCUUCCGAAGCAGGACAACAACAACACCCAGAAGUCUCAGCCUCAAGUAACUCCAAUUACUACUUCAGCUCCUAAAUCUGAAACACAGGGUCCAAAAGUUAAGCAGGUAAAUCCAGGUAUUCCAGGACAGGCAUUUGAUUACAAGCUUAAAGAGACAAGCCCUAUGCUUGGUGGUGGAAGAGUUGUUGGAGGCCGUGUAUUACGUUCUAGUUACAAACCUGCUAGCACGUAUGACCUUGUUGAACAGAUGCUAUUCCUUUUUGUUCGUGUGGUAAAAGCUCGUGAACUUCCCACCAAGGAUCUUACAGGAAGCCUUGAUCCAUAUGUAGAGGUUAAAGUUGGGAAUUACAAAGGGGUUACCAGGUUUUUUGAGAAAAGGAAAGAUCCUGAAUGGAAUGAAGUGUUUGCUUUCUCUAGGGACCGUCUUCAGGCAUCUGUGUUGGAAGUUGUGGUGAAAGAUAAGGAUUUGGUGAAGGAUGAUUUUGUUGGGGUCAUCCGACUUGAUCUUCAUGAAGUCCCCACUAGGGUUCAGCCUGAUAGUCCGUUGGCUGCGCAAUGGUAUCGUCUUGAAGACAAGAAAGGGGAUAGGAGUAAUGAUAAUGGGGAACUGAUGCUUGCUGUUUGGUAUGGUACUCAAGCAGAUGAGGCCUUUUCUGAUGCUUGGCAUUCUGAUGCAAUUACCCCUCCUGAUAUGUCAGCUUCAGCUACUACACAUAUGCGUUCCAAAGUCUACCAUUCCCCUAGAUUAUGGUAUCUUCGAGUUAAUGUUAUCGAGGCUCAAGACUUGAUUACCUCAGAUAAGGGUAGGUUUCCUGAUUGUUAUGUUAAGGCACAGCUUGGAGCACAAACUUUAAGGACAAAGCCUGUUCAAACCAAGAUGGGAAACCCCUUUUGGAAUGAGGAUCUGAUGUUUGUUGCUGCUGAGCCUUUUGAUGAGCAUUUGAUCAUCACUAUUGAAGAUCGAUUAGGUCAGAGCAAAGAAGAGACCCUUGGCAAAGUCAGUAUCCCAUUAGCUGCUGUCCGUAAGCGUCCUGAUGAUAAGAACUUUCCUACUCAAUGGAUCAACCUUCAGAAACCGAGCUCUUCUGAUGUCGAGGAAGAGGAGAAGAGAGUUAGGUUUGCUAGUAAGUUACAUGCUCGUAUAAGCCUUGAUGGGGGUUACCAUGUCCUUAAUGAAUCUACUUAUUACAGCAGUGAUCUCAGACCAAGUAUGAAGCAACUAUGGAAAUCUUCAAUUGGUGUUCUUGAACUUGGAAUAUUGAAUGCUGAGGGACUCUUCCCAAUGAAAAGUAGAGAAGGAAGGGGAACAGCAGAUACCUUUUGUGUGGCAAAGUAUUGUCAGAAAUGGGUUCGUACACGAACAAUCAUCGACAGUCUUAGCCCCAAGUACAAUGAGCAGUACACAUGGGAAGUGUAUGAUCCUGCAACUGUCCUUACCAUAGGUGUUUUUGACAAUGGCCAUCUUGUUGGAAACAAAGACACUAAAAUCGGGAAAGUGAGAAUUCGAAUCUCCACACUUGAAGCAGGGCGUGUAUAUACUCACUCAUAUCCAUUGCUAGUCCUCCACCCUUCUGGUUUGAAGAAGAUGGGAGAGUUACAUUUGGCAAUUCGAUUCUCUUGUACAAACAUGAACAACAUGAUGUUUAUGUACACGAAGCCGCUUCUCCCAAAAAUGCAUUACUCUAGACCUUUGUCUUUGAUGCAGACUAACAAUCUAAGGGUUCAUGCUACUAAUGUCCUAGCCUCGAGGCUUAGCAGAGCAGAACCCCCUUUGAAGAAGGAAGUGGUUGAGUAUAUGUGUGAUGUGGAUGCACAUUUUUGGAGCAUGAGAAGAAGCAAGGCUAACUUCUAUCGCAUAAUCUCACUACUGCAAGGGUUGAUUGCAAUUGGGAAAUGGUUCACAGAUGUGUGUGCGUGGAAAAAUCCGGUCACAACUGUCCUUGUUCAUUUGCUUUAUGUGAUGUUGGUUUGUUUUCCCGAGCUCAUUCUUCCUACAGUGUUCCUGUACAUGUUUUUGAUCGGACUGUGGAAUUAUCGGUAUAGGCCAAGAAACCCUCCUCACAUGGACACAAGGAUCUCCUAUGCUGAUACUACAAUCCCAGAUGAGCUUGAUGAAGAGUUUGACACCUUUCCUACAUCGAGAGGCUCAGAGGUGGUUCGAAGAAGGUAUGAUAGACUCAGGAGCAUAGGUGCCAAAGUGCAAACUGUGUUGGGUGAUUUUGCCGCGCAGGGGGAAAGGGCUCAAGCACUGCUGAGUUGGCGAGACCCACGAGCCUCAGCCAUAUUUCUGACAUUCUGUCUUAUGGCUGCAAUUGUUCUGUAUGCUACUCCUUUCAAUGUUAUGGCUCUUCUUGGUGGUUUUUAUACCAUGAGGCAUCCUAGGUUUCGCAGUAAGUAUCCUGCAACACCCAUGAAUUUCUUUAGGAGAUUACCAGCAAAAACAGAUUGCUUGCUGUAAAUAGUUUAUCUUAUAGUAUAUAUAUAUAUAUAUAUAUAUAUAUAUAUAUAUAUAUAUAUAUAUA